AUGUCGGUAAAAGAGCAUUAUCCUUUGUUGCUGCUGCCUUCGUGGACGCUGCUGGCUUCGUGGACGAUGAUGUGGUACCUUUCCGAAAGAGCUGGUUAUAAUUUAUUGCCUUUCGUGGCCAAUGUACUGUUGCUCCUCCUUGUUAUUCUCUUCCUCUGGGCCAAAUCUGCUUCCCUCCUCAAUCGACCUUUGCAGCCCCUUCCCAAUUUAGAGAUCUCUGAGCAGACUGUUGGAAUGGUUGCUGAUGAUUUACACCUAUGGAUCAAUCAUACGUUAUCUAUUGCACAUGAUAUUGCAGUCGGUAGAGGCUUGAAAUUGUUUGUUAAUGUAUCCACUGUGCAGGUUGCCGUUGGCUUGUGGUUGGUGUCAUACAUCGGUAGCCUCUGCAAAUUCCUCACUUGUCAAUAUCCGUGUUUCUUCUUAGUCUAUUGGUUCUGGCGGGUAUACGAUAAGUACCAGCACUUCAACGACGAGAAGCUCCGUGCAACACACAGAAUCAUUCAAACGCAAUAUAGGAAAAUUGAUGAAUUGGUAUUAAGGAAGAUCCCUUUGCCCUCAAACAAGGAAAAGAAGAUGCAAUAGGGGUAUUCGAUGGUUAUGAGUUACUGGAGGGCACAAGAUUCGGUUUUCGGACAGUGUUAGAGUUAUUGAUCUUUAGGGGUUGAACUAACCUUGAUAAUUUAU
Messenger RNA from Hibiscus syriacus, 684 nucleotides. RefSeq names its product reticulon-like protein B10. The record is from RefSeq and is a predicted model, not a curated record. NCBI's taxonomy places the organism in Eukaryota, Viridiplantae, Streptophyta, Magnoliopsida, Malvales, Malvaceae. The transcript is spliced from 6 exons. The coding region runs from base 1 to 582 and encodes 193 amino acids.